GUUUUGAACACCAAAAAUAAUCAACUAUGGCUUCUAAAAAUACACAAAUGCCACGUCACACACUUGCAGUCACUGUGGUGGGUGUAUUGGUAAUGAUGCUAAUGCAUUUGCAUUGUUUAGAAGCACAACAACAACCACCAUUAGUGAAGGGGCUAUCUAUGAAAUACUAUGAAACUAGUUGUCCAAAGUUGGAAUCAAUUAUUAGAAAGCAAUUAGAGAAGGUGUUCAAGAAGGAUAUUGGUCUUGCUGCUGCUCUACUUAGAGUUCAUUUCCAUGAUUGCUUUGUUCAGGGUUGUGAUGGUUCGGUUUUGUUGGAUGGAUCCUCUAGUGGACCUGUCGAUAGUGAGAAAACCGCACCCCCAAACUUAAGUUUGAGAGGUUUUGAUGUCAUUGAGGAUCUUCGUCGCCGGGUUCACAAGCAAUGUGGUGCAGGUAGUGUCUCUUGUUCCGAUAUCACUGCCAUAGUUGCCCGUGACGCUAUUGUGUUGACCGGUGGGCCAAGUUAUAGCGUUCCCCUUGGACGAAGAGAUGGAGUCUCUUUUGCAACAAGGAAUGCAACAUUAGCCAAUCUUCCAUCGCCAUUUGUCCCGACUGACACUCUAUUAAGAACCCUUUCUGCCAAAAAUUUUGACGCCACUGAUGCGGUGGCCUUAUCAGGAGCCCACACCAUUGGCGUCGCUCAUUGCCCAUCUUUCACAGGACGCCUUUACCCCACACAAGACGCAACCUUAGACAAAACUUUUGCUACCACACUUAAAGGUGUGUGCCCGGAUGCUAAUACUAAUGCAAGUACCAACCUAGACAUUCGGUCUCCAAAUGUGUUUGAUAAUAAGUACUUUGUCGAUCUCAUGAACAAACAAGGAGUUCUAACAUCUGAUCAAGAUUUGUACACCGAUAAAAGGACUAGAGACAUUGUAACGAGCUUUGCAAUUAAUCAAACGUUGUUCUUUGAGAAAUUUGUAAACGUUAUGAUCAAGAUGGGACAGAUGCAAGUGUUGACGGGUACACAAGGUGAGGUUCGCAAUAGUUGCCAUGUGCGAAACUCAAAUGACUUGCUUAUAUCGACAGUUGUUGAAGGAGACAACAUGUACAAUGUCGAGAGCUUCUAAAGGAAUUUCAUAAAUUGCUUUUCAUUUUCGUGUACUUAGAAUGUUAUCGCUCUAUGUUUUAUCAUUAAGUAAUCGUAUUUUCCUUUGGUAUUUUCUAUGUAAUCAAAUACUUUUGUAAACAACAAAUUACUUGGUGUUUUUUCUAA
Molecule: messenger RNA, 1255 nt
Organism: Erigeron canadensis
Lineage: Eukaryota; Viridiplantae; Streptophyta; Magnoliopsida; Asterales; Asteraceae
Product: peroxidase 12-like
Exons: 3
Coding region: 27-1109 (360 amino acids)
Biological process (GO): response to oxidative stress; hydrogen peroxide catabolic process
Cellular component (GO): plasmodesma; plant-type cell wall
Molecular function (GO): heme binding; peroxidase activity
Source: RefSeq, a predicted model, not a curated record